This is a messenger RNA of Uranotaenia lowii, 1220 nucleotides long. RefSeq names its product galectin-4-like. The transcript is spliced from 3 exons. Gene Ontology annotation, molecular function: galactoside binding; carbohydrate binding. The record is from RefSeq and is a predicted model, not a curated record. NCBI's taxonomy places the organism in Eukaryota, Metazoa, Arthropoda, Insecta, Diptera, Culicidae. Bases 642 to 1184 code for a protein of 180 amino acids.
AAAAAAAUACUUGCUUUUUGAAAAUAAUAAUAGUCCUGUAUUAAAAUUUGUGGAAAAAAAAUUAAAUUAGGCGUAAUCAUCAAUUAAAGUUAAAACACCGUAAUUUGACCGCUUGCGGUACGUUUAGUGCUAUAGUUGUACAUAUAACCAGCGUGAUGAUUGUUCUAUAGUCAAUCUUAUUUGCAUAAAUGAAUAAAAAUUUGGAACUAAGAAUUUCACACGGAUGACUCAUACCAUUUUGAGUAUUUUAACAAUCGAAAUACAAGCCACACAAAUGUGUGCUGGCUGGCCUUUUAAAAAAAGACACUUGUACAAUCAGUCAGUUAUCGAUGUUCUUCAAAUACACACAUAUAGAGAGAGAGAACAAUUUAUACUCGUCAUACCGCCAGUACAAACCAGCCGCAUUACAGUCAGCAGUACUCCGUUGGCUAGCCGUUAGUAAACUUCGUGCAGUUAGACAAAGUGAUUAAUUGAUAAGACGAACGCCAAAGUGACCGUGAAAUAGUGAGGAAUUUAAAGGCAAAUCGUGAACGAUACCUUUUGUGAUCAGUUGCGAUCUUCUUGAAGUUUAUAGAAACGAUCUGGCUGCACAUCGAACUAACUGGAGGUCAUCGAUUGCGGAUCGCUUAGCCAGCUUAGUCAUGGCCACUAUCCCGGUUUAUUCUCCGACGGUUCCCUUCCUGGGUCUGAUACCAGGUGGGCUAAGGCCUGGUAGCAUGGUGCGCAUCAAAGGGGUCAUCAAUAAUCAUGGAGAACGGUGCCAAAUUAAUAUUCAAACUGGAGCCGCUCUCAACCCACGGGACGAUGUCCCACUUCACCUGAGCGUUCGGCCCAACGAAGGUGCCAUCGUUCGUAACACACUUCAGAACCAGGUUUGGGGAACCGAGGAGCGUUACGGAGGUUGUCCGAUACGUUACGGGCAGCAUUUCGAUGUGCUGGUGCUGGUCGAAGUGAAUCAGUACAAAAUCGCCAUCAAUGGAGUGCACUUUUGUACCUUCAAUCACCGAAUGCCGGUGCAUACGGUGCGGUAUGUGUCGAUCAGUGGCAAUUGUACCAUAAACUCCAUCACAUCGGAAACUGAUAGCGCCGGUGCUGGACCGAGCAUUGGUGGUGUUGCUCCACCGUAUCCGGGAAUUGUACCUGGUAAGUGUUGUGAAUACCGUACAUUUCAAAUCAAGAGUUGAUUGAAAUACAGAAUGCAGAUACAGAGCUCAGUUUCA